Molecule: messenger RNA, 6429 nt
Organism: Nothobranchius furzeri (turquoise killifish)
Lineage: Eukaryota; Metazoa; Chordata; Actinopteri; Cyprinodontiformes; Nothobranchiidae
Gene: mypn
Product: myopalladin
Molecular function (GO): protein kinase activity
Source: RefSeq, a predicted model, not a curated record
AUGAGUCGUUCAGAAGCUCCGCCCUCACGUCUUCAGAUUUAUGGGUCUCGCAAAGGAGAUGAAGCAGUGGGCCACAAUGAUGCUCAAUUCCCAGACCUGUCAGCCUUCCUCAGCCAAGAGGAGCUGGAUAAAAGUGUGAAUCUAGCCUGCCAAGCCAUCGGACAUGGCCCUCACGAGGAAAGGGUAGACGUCAAGGUCUCAGUGACAACAAUGCCCACCUCUAACAUCUCCUCAGCCCCCGUGUCUUUAUCUACACUUCCCUCCAUUUCAUCCUCCAACCACUCUCCGGCUCCUUUUGCCAACCCAGUUGUACCUUUUAUUCAGUCCGCUCCCGAGGUGAAAGAACUGCCAGCAGCACACACAGCAGUCACUUUGGACAGAAAGGUGCACAAACCGUCCACACACCAAGACAAAGUAAUGAGGAACAGCAGGAACUCUACUGAAGGGUUUGACAACCACAGCAGUCCGGCAAAAAGUGCCCCGUAUGGUGUGGAAACCCAGUCCAAGAAGGAGUUCCUUAAUAAGGCGGCAGACUUCAUCGAAGAGCUCUCGUCCCUUUUCAAGGCCAACAGCUCCAAACGUGUACGACCAAGAGCUUGCAAAACCCACAGGAGUAGACUCCAGAACAAGAACGACCAGAUGGAGUUUCCUGGCAGCGCUGAUAACAGAGAGCGAGCUGUCCUCCCUCUGGAGGCGGAGAAGGAGAUACCUAACCUGGAUUUUAGCCAACUCCCAGUGGUCCAACAGGACCCUGGAUGCGAACAGGUGGAGUUUCAGGACAACAGGACUUGUGAAGAAGAACAGUUUGAUUCAGUAUCACAGGAUAUAAGGGAUCAAGCUGGAAGUUUUCCUUCAACAGAAACUUCACAUCAAGCAGAAUCUGCAUGCGAGCCUCCUCAUUUCAUCCAGAAACUGAAAAGCAGGGAGGUUCCUGAGGGAACCAAGGUCCAGCUAGACUGCAUUGUAAGAGGUCAUCCAUUGCCUGAAGUCCGGUGGUUUUGUGAAGGCAAGGAGCUGGAGAACAGUCCUGACAUCCAGAUCAUCACCAGCGGAGAGCUGAACUCUCUGAUCAUUGCAGAGGCCUUUGAGGAAGACACCGGUCGCUAUUCCUGCUUCGCUUCUAACGUCUACGGAACCGACUCCACAUCGGCUGAGAUCUAUGUUGAAGGUGCUACCUCCUCAGAUUCGGAGGAAGAUCAGCAGCUUGAACAUGUAGCGCAGCUGCAGAGGAAUCAGCUGAAGUCGCAUUUACCGCGAUCAUCCAACCGGACUCAGCCUGCUGGGAAAGAGGACUUGGAGUCAUCUCAGGCUGUGACAGCCUCACGGGAACCAGCAGAGGAGCUCUCGUCUCCAAACCUUAUCCAGAUCUUUUCAGAAGCUCCUGUUGUAGUUCAGACAUCUUCCGUCCCAGAACACUUGAAUGCCUCUGAGCUGAAUCCUUCUCUGGCGGACACCACAGAGUUACCUGUUCAGGUGCUUUCAGACUCACUAAAUACUGCAGAACCCAUAGAAGCAUCCGCCGCAGUCACAUCAGCACCACAGCUGGAGCAAACGGUUUCCACAACAGUUACCUCCCAGCAGUUGAAUUCACCUGCCCCACCUGACCCAUUGACUCCUGCACAAACACACACACUCCAGAGUCAAACCUCCAAUCAUAACUUUUCACAUGGAGUAAGUGAGCAGUUGGCUGUCACCGCUCCAGCAUUCACCAAGAACCUGCAGGACAUCACUGCAUCAGAAGGCCAGCUGGUGGUGCUGGAGUGUCGUGUGAAGGGGGUGCCAUCACCUUGGGUGGACUGGUACAGAGAAGGAAAUCUCAUAGAGGACUCGCCGGACUUCAGGAUCCUGCAGAAAAAGCCCAGAUCUCCUGCUGAAUCAGAGGAAAUUUGUUCCUUGGUCAUCGCUGAAGUCUUUUCUGUGGAUUCAGGAAGGUUCACCUGUACAGCUAGCAACAAGUAUGGAACUGUGUCCAGCACUGCUACGCUAAAGGUCAAAGGUAACAGCUGCACCACGCAAGUGAGGCAUGUGAGCGGUUCAGUGGAAGAGCCCGAUCAAACCCAAGAGCUUUUUCCAUUACCUCCAGCUGCAAACUCCCAACCAGAAGUUCCAGUGACCAGUAGCAUCAAGCCCCACUCCAGCACCAUCCACCUAGAACCACUUGUCUGCAGCACGUCACGCCCAAACCCCCUAAGCACCUGCACUCUCCGGCUGGACCCCAACGGGUCCAGCAUGUUUCGUCCAGACGCCCUCCGCACCAGCCUGUCUGGUCCGGAUCCGUCCAGUCUAACAAGCUGCUCUGGUCGGAAUUAUUUCAGUGCAAGCACCCCAAAACUGGAUCCUCCUUCUGUCUACUUGGAUCCUCAGGGAUCAUCUGGGUCACAAACAGAACCACGGGGCAGCAAAGAAACUCUCUUAAACCAAAAACCCUUCACUUGUUCACCUGCUGACGAGCAGGAAGUCUCCAGACCUUCUGUGACAUUGCCGGACUCGAGCUCCAGUCUCAAAGGAAAUGGGAGCCCGUGCGUUGUCCCCCUUCCCGAUCCUCCUCCCAACUCCUGCCUGAAAUCAGGAACCCUGACGAACUACAAAGACUCCCGCUCCGGCUCCAGAGUCGGUCUGCGCGUGCACUUUAAACUGCCCGAGGAUGAACAAGAGGAUGGGUCCAGUCACUCUGAUGAAGACAUCGGUCUGGCAUCAGGCAGCAAAGAGCCGCCCCCGGUGCUAGCCAAACCCAAACUGGACCCGGCUCAGCUUCAGCUUUUGCACAGCCAAGUUCUCAUGGAGCAGCAGCAGCAGGAAACCGAACCCCAGACCCAAACCCACUCCCAGCCUAAAUCCAAGCCUCCAUUCCAGGUCGAAGACCCUUCUGAGGUCCACAGCUCCCAGGAAAGGUUUCCCUGGUCUCCCAGGUUCCCCCGUGAACCUCAGGAGCCAUCGCCCCAGUCCCAUCUCAACACAACGGUGGCCCCACAGCUCACCCCCACACUGACAACCUCGUUCCCUGUUCCUUCUUCAUCAGCACUCAGCUCCACCAACACCUCCUCUGCGCCUCCUUUUAGCGUCCCUCCUUCCAUUCAACAAAUUAAAACUGCGAUGACGUCUCCCCCUCUUGCGCCUCUACUGAACACCACUCCCGUUUUUAGUGUGCCACCCAUUAGCCAGAUCAACACCAUCCAUGCUUCCCACCUGAACCUCUUCCCUGCAGCUCUUGCCAGAACUUCCUCCAAACCCCCAUUUUUUACCUCUCCUGCACCAACGACUCCCACAGUUCCUGCGGACCCACCCCUGACCCUACAGGACAUCACAUCGCCCACCCCUCAGCUGAAAAGCACUCACGCCUCCCUCCUGAAUCUCAGUCUGAUCUCCAGCACCUUCAACUACGCCCGGCCCAAAGAGUUCAUAACGGCUCAGACCUUCUCACCGGUUAGGAGUCCUUCCCCGACAGAAUCACCAGUCCCUCUGCUCCAGGAGCUGGCUGCGGAGCUCAACUCUUCAGAAACCAGCUCUCCCAUCCCCCCGCCAUUCUCCCCUCCACCCAGGAUCUCCCCAACUAGGGUGCUCAAGUCUCCCACCAGCCCUCCGUCCCUGGUGUCCUCGCCCACCCCGGGGUCAGUGCCGUACCUGAACAGCAUGCUGGCCUUACGUGCCCAGUCACCCCCACAGGCAGCCUCUCCCACCUCCAGCAGCUCCACCCCUAGCCCCAUCCAGAAUCCCGUAGCCUUUCUCAGCUCUGUCCUGCCGUCGCUGACCCCGAGUCAGCCCACCAACUCGAUGGGCCUUCCCAAAGGAGCUCCAGUUGGGGUUCUAAAGAAAACACCCAAGAAGCAUUUCCUGUCAGCUGAGAACAUCACCGAAAGCAAAGAAUUCCUCAUCCUUGACAUCCAGAAGAAACUUCGACUUAAGGAUGACACUCCACAAUUUUCUUAUCAGCAGAAGCUGAGUAAUAAGGGGAAAACAGCGAACAUACUUCGUGGACCAAACCAAGCUACAGUCAUUAACUAUGAUGAGGAGUACAAAAUAUCCAACUUUGAGCACAGGCUGAUGAGUGAAAUUGAGUUCCGUUUGGAACGAACGCCGGUGGAGGAAUCGGACGAUGAGGUGCAGCAUGAUGACAUACCAACGGGCAAGUGCAUAGCGCCAAUUUUUGAAAAGAAGCUGAAGAAUUUCAAAGCGAUUGAAGGCGUGCCCGUAACAUUCACAUGUAAAGUUAUGGGCAUCCCACCUCCAAAGGUUUAUUGGUUCAAGGAUGGCAAGCAGAUCCUGAGGAAAAACCUCCAUUACAGGAAGAUAAGAGAAGGUGAUGGGACCUGCGCUCUACACAUGGAGUCCACGACCAGUGAUGACGAUGGCAACUACACCGUCAUGGCAGCCAAUCCACAGGGAAGAAUGAGCUGCUCUGGACAUCUGAUAGUCCAAUCUGCACCUCCUCGAAACCAGCUGACUCCUAUUCAGUCCCAGAGGGUGCGAACUCGAGUUCAAGAGGUUGAAGGUGAACAAACUCAGGAGCGUUUUUUUCGGCCUCACUUCCUCCAGGCUCCAGGAGACAUGAUGGCUAACGAGGGAAAGCUGUGCAGACUAGACUGCAAAGUGAGUGGCCUACCCAACCCUGAGCUGAUGUGGUUGGUCAAUGGGAAGCCAGUCUAUCCUGACCUUUGUCAUAAGAUGCUGGUCCGGGAGAACGGAAUCCACUCCCUGGUCAUUGACCCCCUGACGCAGAAUGAUGAAGGCACAUACACAUGUAUCGCAAGCAAUAAAGCAGGGCAGAGCUCUUUUAGUCUAGAAUUAAAAGUUGUUGGUGAGGACCAGAAAAAUAAAAAGAAAGAAAUGAAGCAACCACCUCGGUUUGUGGAGAAGCUGCAGAACGUGGGGAUUCCUGAGGGGACACCAGUAAGGCUGGAGUGUCGCGUGACGGGAAUGCCUCAUCCAGUCAUCUUCUGGAAGAAAGACAACGAGACCAUUUCUAAAACUAAAGACAGAAUAAGCAUGACCCAAGACACCGCUGGAUAUGUUUGUCUCCUCAUCCAGCCAACAACAAAAGACGAUGCUGGCUGGUACACAGUGUCAGCAAAAAAUGACGCUGGAAUAGUAUCUUGCACCUGCAGACUUGAUAUCUAUGCACAGUGGCAUCAGAGUAUCCCAGCACCCAUGAGGAAAGCUCAGCGAACGAGCAGCCGCUACGCCGUUCUGACAGGCCAGGGGCUCGACAUUAAGUCAGCUUUCCCCACAUCAGACACCAGCCCCAUCCUGUUCGCCAGCUCGCCUCCUGAGGCCACACUAGAGGGCGAGGAACUGUGAGCAGUCUGCAGCGCGGUGUCUCUCAGAGGCCUUCCAGGAUGUCGUGUCACCUCACCGAGGCUCAAACAAUACGAGAAAAACAAUAAAAAUCAGAUUUUGUGUGAUGAAUUUGAAGUGGUGCAAUCAGAUUAGAGCAGCAAACAUUUCAUAUGAUAAAGCUGCCAGCACUGGUAGUGGGGUUGUCACCAUUCCUGUUUACUCAGAUCCUUUAAAGAAAGUUUAACUUACAGAAAAAAAGUUUUUGAAAAAGGUUCACAAAGUCUUACUUGAUGAGCCACAGGUGGGGUUUUGUUUCUGAAUGGUUCUCGUGUGUUUUUGACUCCUACUCGGCUGUUAUGGUUGCUUAAACUCGAUCAUGUCUGCUAUCCAAAUGGUGCCGCUUAAUUUUACUGCAAAAAACACACAAGGCUGCACUGGUAGAUACUUUUCAACUUUAUUUCAUUUCCCUGCAGUCAAUGUCGCAUGGACGUGCAGAUCAUGUCUGUGAGUCCGUUGGUCCAGAGCACUGUAGGACGUCCAAACUCGGUCUUUGCACAGCGGGUUGUUAUUCAACACUGUUUUGAUUUUACGUGGAAACAGACUUUUCAGAACAUUUUAAAUGUUCUGGAUUUGAUUUCUCAGAUUUUAAAACUCUAUCGUAACUCACCCUUCUUCAUCAACACAUAAAAACUUACGAGAAUUAAAUUAGAAAAAGUAAAACAUCCAAUUUUUCUAGGGAGUUUCUUGAUGUUUUUUUUUUUAAAGAUUUGAAUUGCUGGAAAAAUAUGGAAUCCAAUCGAAAUCAUGAAUGCUGUGGCUGACGGAAAUGUAAGUAUAACCUUUUAGAAAAACAGCUCGAUUCCUGGCUUCUAGUUUAAAUGCAGACAAAACUGCUUUUUAUCACUUUUAUUUCUUUUUGACAAACAUUUCUAUCCUUCCACGCAGCAAAUAAGUCAGUUUGGACUGAAAACCAACGAAAACCCUCCAAGAGUUUGUUUUUAAUUCACAAAGCUCACGCAGGGAUUGAUUUAAUAAAUUCAAGACAGUUUGGAAACACAUCUUUGAGAAAACAAAUGUUUUAAAUCUCCUAUGUAAAGUUGCACAUUGUAAGAUACGUAUGUCCGUCUUAGAAUAAAGUUAUAUUUAUGCCAACGA